UUAACUUAACUGAGCGCACUUACUCUAUUUUCCAUUUCCCCUAAAACCCCACCAAACCCUAAACAGCGUAUCCCAACGAAAAUGGCUUCUGACACAGUGGGUAAUGGCAGUCUGGUCCCCUUCACCGGAGACUCAGCGGCAGUAUACCCUCUGCACCACGGCCUCCCCCUUCCUAUUUCUCGCCUCUCCAUCUCCUGGUCGCGUGGCAACACUCUCCGCCUCUCCCUCUUCGCCGGAGCAGCCGCCAAGGUCGUCGAAGUUAAGGUCAAUUCUGAAGAUUCCGAGAUCCCCGAUGCUCACUGGCGCCGAAUUGCAUAUGGCUCCGUUGCGCCCUUCGCGCUCCUUCAAAGCCAACGGAGCUCUAUUUCUUCGCUCUUGAAGACUCCAUCUCCGUAUCAUUCAGAUUGGUGGGAGCAUGUGCUUCAGUAUAGCAAGGAGAUAGGUACACUUCUUGGGGGGUCAAAGUUGACCAAUAGUCCUAUAAUUGAGGGCCCAAACAUACUUGUUAAGACAGAUGAGAUGCCAACUUGUUUGCAAGCUGCGUGGGAGUUAAUUGAAAUAUUUUAUGUGGACAAGCAAUCUCAAGCAUGGCUACCUGAAAGGCUUGUUGAUUGGUUAGCUGAUUAUGACAGCCUCUUUACUAGUACACAUGAAACAAUUCAUGGAAAGCUUGUGGAUUUUCAGAAAGAGCUGGGCAACAUACAGGUGAUUGAGGAUGAUCCCAGGUAUUGGGACUUGUUGUCAUCUGCACUGUCAGUUGGUUGGCUUGAUGUUGUGGUGAGAAUGCUGCGGUUGCACGGAUCUUACCAAUUAGAUCAGCUCAGUAAUCGGGAGUUAGAAAAUGGGCUUGUGGAGGCUGUUGCUGUUCUUAUUUCCAAAAUGCCCCGCUUGCGUCCUGAAUCUGAUGGAAAAUUAGGUGAUUGCUAUAAAUCCAAGCCUGACUUUAUCAAGGCCUGGGAAAAAUGGAGGUCACAAAUCACAAAACUGGAUCACAGUCCAUUCUGGAUUCAGUGUGAUAAUCAACAAACUCAUGAGGGCUUGAGAAACUUGCUACAGAUUAUGCUGGGUAACAUCGAGAGUCUCUGCUUGGCUACAUGUUAUUGGAUUGAGUUAUAUAUUUCUCAUUUUCUAUACAUCAGGCCAUUUACAAUGGGAAUAGAAAGCAUGUAUAAUUUGGCCGAGAAAUGCAUCCAGUUGAAACCACAAUCUAGUAUACAUAGGUUGACAGGACUUAUGAUUGGAAUUCUUGAAGAAAAUACUGAGGUUGUUUUAGCAGAGUGUUCCAGAGAAUUUGGCCCUUGGUUGGUGGCACAUGCCAUUGAAUUGUUGACUACCGGGAGUGAGCAAUCAGAGAUUCUUCUGCAUGAGGAUCGUUAUAACUUGGGGGGAAUCAGCAUAGUGGAGCUACAUCGGCUUGCAUAUGCUCAAAUUCUGUCAUCACAUGCAUUGACCUGGCAAAUAGCUCCAAUAUAUUUAACAUCAUGCAUGAAGCAAGGAAUGGGAUUGUUAGAGAAUUUAUUGUACAGGCAAUCUGUUCAACAUAAUGAUGUGUUGCUUAAGAAUAUUGAGAUAUGCCGUUUGUAUGAGCUUGAUCAUAUCAGUUCAAAUAUCAUGAAGAUUGCUGGAGUAUACCACUGGAAGCAUGGCCAUAAGGGUGCCGGAGUAUUCUGGCUUCAACAAGCCCAAGACAGAAGUUGUCUAGAUAGGAUUGCCCAACAGUUAUUUGAUUCAGUUGGAAAGUCAAUAUCUGAUGAAAGCUUCAAGAAAUGGGAAGGCAUGAUUGAACUAUUGGGCUCCGAAUCUAACCCUGCCGGAGGUCUUGAAUUUUUGCACAAGUAUAGGGAUUUCAAGAAAUCCCUUAAGAAGGUAUCUGGUGGAAAAUCAACUGAUGCAGCCAGGCAAGCUGUAGGCUCACUCAUACUGGUGGUCAGUGUCAUUGACCAAGAAACCAAAGUUCUACAGAUGCAGCCCAUGACAGAUAGUUCUUCCCAUUCAACUUUUCUAUAGUAAUAGUAUGUGUACCAGCAAUAGCAAGGGCAGGUCCUGAAGCAGCCAUGGAAGAAGACAAGAAAUAGAGACAAGGAGAAGGAGAUGAAUAGUGACCGCGACCCAAACAACCACUUGGAACAGUACACAAAGGUCUAAAACAGACCCAGAAAGUGUAGACAAGUACAACACUGGCUCGUGGCGGACUUCCGGCAACCAGAAGGCAGGGCAUGAGAUACAUGCUCUUGGCAGAACAAAAACUUGGGGUAGCGCGUGCGGGCGCGUGGUGGCUUCGAUGCCCUCGAAACCAAUAGGGUUGGUCGCUCUCAAUGAGGCGCACCAAACCCUAAGGUUGCCGGAAAAGUUAGUCACCGGCGACCGGUGGCGGAGGACGGUGGAGGACAGCAGCGGACGCGCGGCGGACAGCGGCGAAUGACAGAGCGGGAUCGGACCCGCUCUGAUACCAACUUGAAUGUUAGGAUCUAAGAAAAAUAGUGUGUAUGACACACUUUGCUUUCCUUUUCUCUAUAUAUCAAUAUAGAAGAUUGAGUACAUAGAUUGGAAAGGCCUAGGAGUCUAAGACAUCACAUCAGACAUACAAAAGAAAUAUUAAUAAAUAGAAAAGGCUUUUCUAAUAAGCUAUUCUAACAUAGGAUUUACAAGAAAUUAUUGUAAUCAAUGACCUUUGGUUAUAGGUUCAACCUGUUGACACCAUAGCAAAUAAUUCUUCAAAUCAAGCUUGUCUGAAACAGUGAGAGAAUGUAAUGGCAUUUGAAGCAAUAUCCAUGAGAGGUGGCGGGGAAGGAGGAGGAAAAAGCGGAAGUUAUGGGUGAGAGAUCGACCUUGAUCUCGAUACUAUAUUGAGAGGAUUGAAUUUGUAUUAUUAAUCUGGUGAAAAAUAAUUUUCACUUAAUGAUACAAGAAAGAGAUGCAUCCUUAUAUAGAUCCUGAAGUAUACAUGACAAGCUUACAAAAGGAGCUAACUAAGUAACUGAUAACAAAUAACUGACAAAUGCUUAGAAGAGAAGCUAACUAACUAACAAAACAGCCAUUUACAAUACAACAGCCCAUACAGAAAAGAUAUAACAGAGUAAAAUGCUAUAUACUCUAAUAAUAUUUUUUAACAAAAUUAUUUUUUUGUUGUUACAUUUUAAUUUUUAAAAAUUAAAAAACUAUUGACUUCUUUCUGCCCGCUUUCAUGGCUCAUUUGGAGGAAAUAAUUUUUUGUGGGACCCACAACAUUUGCUUCUUAUUUUCCCCUUAAACAGACAUCAGAAAUUUGGUAUUUUCCCCUAUUUCCUUCCCGCUGAAUUUGCUGAAGCGAGUACGGGGAUUUAAUGACCAGUUUAUAUGGAAUAAAUCAUGAAUGUCUCACAGAAUGACAGCAUGAGAGACUGGAAUUACCAGCAAAAAACAAGGUUAAAACCAAAUGCAGUAUACCGGUUAAAUUUCUCUCUAGUGUUGGAUAGUCCUUUCUAUUUUGCCACCUCUUUAAUAUCUGUUAUUAGGAAUAUUAAAAGACACAACAAGUUGGGGGUUAAUUUUUGGAGGGAGAAAGGAAGAGAAGAGCCCAGAAUGAGAGCUAUGCAAUGAUCACUUUCAGUUGUUUCAGCAUUGUUCCUUGUACUUCCAUGUCAAUCUCUUAACCCCCUUGUUGGGGGUCCAGAGAUAGGGGAAUUUUGUGGAUAAAUUUUUCAUAUACCAAAUUCUGAUAAAGUCCUAUUGGCUAUUAGUUAGCUUACUAAUUCAAAAUGUGAUAUUUCGUUUCAUU
This is a messenger RNA of Cajanus cajan (pigeon pea), 3757 nucleotides long. Its product is annotated as nuclear pore complex Nup85-like protein. Gene Ontology annotation, biological process: mRNA export from nucleus; positive regulation of DNA-templated transcription; protein import into nucleus. NCBI's taxonomy places the organism in Eukaryota, Viridiplantae, Streptophyta, Magnoliopsida, Fabales, Fabaceae. The record is from RefSeq and is a predicted model, not a curated record. Gene Ontology annotation, molecular function: structural constituent of nuclear pore. Gene Ontology annotation, cellular component: nuclear pore outer ring.